AUGUUGGGCCUCCUUCUACUCUGGGCCAGCCUCUCAAUGGCUUGUGUGUUCUUUGUGGGAGCUCCACUGUGGGUGUUCUUCAAGAAUUUUAUCCCAAUGAAAAUCCCGGCAGGCAUCAGCCACCCCAAGAAGCUUCUUCUUUUCUACUGCACCUAUGAACUGGUGUUUACAUGGGGUAAGAUUUUGGAGAAGAUGAACAUCUGUUCCAUGGGCAAGUUUGUCCGUUUUUUACAUGACCUGGCGCCCCUGAGGAAGGACCCAGAUGUGGUGGUCACAGACCUGCGCUUUGGGACAAUCCCUGUGAAGGUGUACCAGCCCAGAAAUUCCUGCAGCACCCUCAGGACUGGCAUCUUGUACUACCAUGGAGGUGGAGCCUUGGUGGGGAGCCUGAAAACCUACCAUGCCAUCUGCCUUAAUUUGUGCAAGGAAAGUGACUCAGUGGUCCUAUCCAUUGGAUACCGCAAGAUGCCUGACUGUAAGUAUCCAGUAAUAUUCACUGAUUGCAUGGCAGCCACCGUCCAAUUUCUGAAGUCUCUGAGUUCAUUUGGGGUGGAUCCAGCACGUGUGGUGGUAGGAGGUGACAGCAUUGGAGGGUCAGUGGCUGUGGUAAUGUGUCAACAGCUUUUGAAGAGUCCCCACCUUCCAAAGAUCCGUGCACAAAUGGUCAUCUAUGCCGGUCUUCAAUGCCUUGAUUUCCAGUCACCAGCCAAUCAGCAGAACAACGUCCCAUUUGUGACUAGGAGUUUUACCCUCCAAUAUUUAAUGGCCUAUUUGAAUAUCGAUCCCUCCUGGAAAAGAGACAUGAUCACAGGUGCCAAUAUGCCCCCUCAAAUCAGGGAGAAGUACAGGAAGUGGUUGGGCCAUGAGAACAUCCCCGAGAGAUUCAAGCAGAAGGGUUACUGCCAGAAGCCUGCACCACCCCUGAAUGAUUUGGCAUAUCAGGAGACCCGCAUUGUGCUGGAGCUCAACAUGUCCCCACUGUUGGAAGAGGAUGAAGUAAUGUCUCAGAUGCCCGAAGCUUUCAUUGUGAGCUGUGAGUAUGAUUAUUUCCGAGACCACUCGCUGCUGUACAAGAAGAGGCUAGAGGACUUAGGUAUCCCAGUGACAUGGUUUCACGUGGAGGAUGGUUUCCAUGGAGCACUCGCCGUGAUUGACAUUCCCUUCUUGUACUUUCCAUGCUCUCGGAGAAUUAUGAAUGCCAUGGUUAAUUUUAUCAAGAGAUUGUGA
This is a messenger RNA of Suncus etruscus (white-toothed pygmy shrew), 1227 nucleotides long. Its product is annotated as arylacetamide deacetylase-like 3. The record is from RefSeq and is a predicted model, not a curated record. The coding region runs from base 1 to 1227 and encodes 408 amino acids. Gene Ontology annotation, cellular component: membrane. Gene Ontology annotation, molecular function: carboxylic ester hydrolase activity. Lineage: Eukaryota; Metazoa; Chordata; Mammalia; Eulipotyphla; Soricidae. The transcript has 4 exons.